Messenger RNA from Punica granatum (pomegranate), 2531 nucleotides. NCBI's taxonomy places the organism in Eukaryota, Viridiplantae, Streptophyta, Magnoliopsida, Myrtales, Lythraceae. The record is from RefSeq and is a predicted model, not a curated record.
GUGGUUCUUGCCGGACGAGACAACCCACCAGUUGUUGCGGCUCUUUCAAGAGAGAGAAAAUAAAAAGAAAAAAGAAAAAUUGAGACGGAGAGAGUUUUCUGUUUCUUCUCACGCACAGAAGCAAAAUAGCACCAGAGAGAGAGAGACAGAGAGAGAGGGUAGAAACGAAGCUGAUUGCCAUGGAAAGAUGAUGGGAUCUCAGUUGCUUCACCAACGCUAUCACUGCUCACUCUCCUCCUCCUACUCCCACUUCACCUACUGCUCUCCCUCCCUUUGAUUAAUUCUUUUACAUUGUCCGCCAUUUCUCCUCCUCCUUCCUCAGCUUCAGUAUUAAGGUGACCCGCCACUUUUCCAUCAGUAGUUGUGUUCUGGUUUCUCUUUGAGCUCUUUGAGUAGGCGUGAUGGGUUCGAGAUUCCCAUCCCAUCAGCUAAGCAAUGGGCUGUACGUAUCUGGUCGGCCUGAGCAGCCAAAAGAAAGGACUCCAACCAUGAGCUCUGUUGCAAUGCCCUACACAGGUGGUGACAUCAAGAAGUCUGGAGAAUUGGGUAAAAUGUUCGACAUUCCAAUGGAUGGUUCUAAAUCCCGGAAAUCUGGGCCUAUUGCUGGUGCUCCUACGAGGACUGGCUCUUUUGGAGGCGCUGCUUCUCAUUCUGGGCCAAUCAUGCCAAAUGCUGCAGCUCGCUCAAGUUAUACCACAUCAGGUCCUGUGAGUUCUGGUGGGAUGUCUGGUUCUGCUUCAAUGAAAAAGACAAAUUCUGGCCCGCUGAGUAAACAUGGAGAACCAGUAAAGAAGUCAUCGGGUCCUCAAUCUGGUGGAGUGACACGCCAAAAUUCUGGCCCAAUCCCAGUUCUUCCUACCACUGGUCUUAUAACAUCGGGGCCUAUUUCUUCAGGUCCGCUUAAUUCAUCUGGAGCUCCAAGAAAGGUGUCCGGUCCACUAGAGUCUAUGGGAUCUAUGAAAAUCCCUAGCUCUAUGGCAAACAAUCAGGCAGUAACUACUCUUAGCCAUGAUGAUGAUUAUUCAUUCAAGCGGAACCUCCCAAAGUCAAUAUUAUGGUCAGUGAUACUCAUAUUUGUGAUGGGGUUCAUCGCUGGUGGGUUCAUUCUGGGUGCUGUCCACAAUGCCAUUCUUCUCAUUGUUGUGGUGAUUCUCUUUGGCUUGGUGGCUGCAUUGUUCACCUGGAAUACUUGCUGGGGUCGAAAAGCUAUCACAGGCUACAUCGCUCGAUAUCCUGAUACUGAUUUGAGAACUGCGAAAAAUGGGCAGUAUGUGAAAGUUUCCGGGGUGAUCACAUGCGGUAACGUGCCCCUUGAAUCAUCAUUCCGCAAGAUACCCAGAUGUGUCUACACAUCAACGAGUCUAUAUGAAUAUCGAGGAUGGGAUUCCAAAGCAGCCAAUCCCACACAUCGCCGUUUUACAUGGGGCCUUAGGUCAUCGGAGAGGCAUGUUGUCGACUUCUACAUCUCUGAUUUUCAGUCUGGGUUGAGGGCCUUGGUCAAGACUGGCUAUGUUGCUAGGGUGACUCCUUAUGUUGAUGACUCCAUUGUCAUAGAUGUUAAUCCUGCAAACAAGGACAUGUCUCCUGAGUUCGUCAGAUGGUUGGGGGAGAGGAAUCUUUCAAUCGAUGAUCGUGUCAUGCGACUUAAAGAAGGGUAUAUCAAGGAAGGUAGCACGGUGAGUGUGAUGGGUGUUGUCCAGAGGAACGACAAUGUGCUUAUGAUUGUUCCACCGCCCGAGCCAUUGACUACAGGCUGCCAGUGGGGUCAGUGCAUCUUCCCAGUAAGUCUGGAUGGAAUUGUCUUGAGAUGUGAAGAUACCUCAAAAAUUGACGUAAUACCCGUGUGACCUGUGUCUUGUCUUGAGCAAGGACUUUGUUUGUCUUAAGCCUCUUUUCCGUCAGGCAAAAGUUAUUUUGUUGGCGCUAUUGGUAUUCAAUGGUGGUGGUGGUGUUUGUCAAGUGAUAUGUUGAAUGAGUCUGUGGGAUGGUUUUUUUUUUUUUUUUUUUUUGUGAAUAGCUUUCAAGAGAUUCUUUCUUUGCUAUCAAACCUUAUUUUUACUAGGGGAGUCUUAAAACUUUUGUAGUGGGAGGCGGGGUUGGGUGGGCUUUUCCAUGUAAUUUGGGAGAAUUUGAAGGAUGGGUCCGGGGGGUAAAUUUUUAUGUGGUUUGGAGGCAACAGCACUUUGUGUUUUAUGUUAUUAAGGUCGGGGUUGGGGUUGGGGGUGGGGGAACGGAGUGGAAAGUUAUGGAGAAACCUGUCAUUGAGCUUUAAUAUCAGGAAGUAUAUCCUUUUUGGUGUUUUCGGUUUGUUCAUCUUUCCAGAGUUUUGCACCUAUCUCGGUUCUGAAUGUUUUAUUUUGAUGCUAAGGUCCCUUCGAUUCACAUACAAUACAAAGUUGUAGUAGCACGAAGAUCCCAGUGGUUUUGUUUUGGCACUGUGUAAUAUAUCAUUUGGCCUUUUUUCUCUUUUUCUUUUUUUCCUGGUCAUCAGUAUGUAGCCUGUAUAUUCACUUUCUGCAAAUUUAGUUCUA